GUCACAGACCAAAGAGAAUAUUACGUUUUUGUCGAGGACCAGCUUACAAAUUCAAAGGUCCAUUUUUAAUUAUGAAUAUAUUUUAAAAUAUUAAAAUAAACAUGUCCAAUGGUGAAUAUAGACAUGUUUGGCGGAUAGUAUUCAGGAAUUUUAUUAAUUCCUUUAGGCCGAGGCAAAUUCGAGGAAAUCACAUAGGUGAAAUUUAGGAUGGAUAAUUUUAAUGGGAAAGAUUACAUAGGAAAUAUGUAUUAUGAAAUCCCGGCAAAUCCUAGUAUGGGUAAGAGAAAGGCAUCUCGAUGGUAUGAUCCACCAAAGGGUCUUGAUUUUCAAGAUCCCAUACCAGCUGAGUGGGAAUCUUGGCUACGAAUGAGAAGAGUGGAGCCUCCAACACAGGAAGAAAUUGAGAAAAACCUGGCUAUAGCAGAGUUAAAGAAGAUAAAUGCAGCUAAACUUGAACAGCAGAGACUGGCCGAGGGCGGCUCCCUUCCUGCAGCAGUGGAAAGAGGUCCUCAAUCGUUUCCCAAAUACCCAGACUAUCAUGGAGGCGAUCCCGAAAAUAAAUAUAAAAAUACAUAAUUUUAUUAGAUUUUAUUGCUUAGUUAAACAAGUUGUUAGUAGGCACCAUAGGUACUGAUUUAGUUACUCAUGCUACUUAUAAAUUAAUAUUAUAUUAUUUUCUUAGUUACAAAUAAAAUAUGUUUUCUUUA
Maniola jurtina (meadow brown) is the source of this 707-nucleotide messenger RNA. Its product is annotated as NADH dehydrogenase [ubiquinone] 1 alpha subcomplex assembly factor 2. The transcript is spliced from 4 exons. Gene Ontology annotation, biological process: mitochondrial respiratory chain complex I assembly. The record is from RefSeq and is a predicted model, not a curated record. Gene Ontology annotation, cellular component: membrane. The coding region runs from base 208 to 576 and encodes 122 amino acids. Lineage: Eukaryota; Metazoa; Arthropoda; Insecta; Lepidoptera; Nymphalidae.